AUGAUGACAAACUGUAUUAAAAAUCGAAUUUCGAGUAAACUUUAAUAUAAAAUCUAACAAAUUGGUAGCAAUCAUAAACAAAAGAGAUUUUGAAAGUUGGAAUUUGGAAAGUUGGAAACGUAUGAAAAAUAAAUAGAUUUAACUAAAAAUUGCAGAUAGAUAAUAUAAUAUACUAUAAUAUCAUCAGAGUAAGUGAUCAAAAUUUCGAACGUAGUUUAGAAACAGAUUAAUCACAAAAUUUCUAAUUCACACAAAAUCUAUUCGACUUUCACGAUUAAUCCGCUGCCAAUCUAUUAUUAUAGGCUCAAUAGUUAACUGCAUAUCCGUUUAAUUUUCAAAUCUGCAAUCAUAUAUAUUUUCUAUUCUUGCUCGAGUUUGUUAUAUUAUAUGUGUGUUAAAUUAUCUCUGUAUAUAAGUUCUUUUAAUUAUCUGCAGACAGAUGUACUUGUAUCAGUGUAGUUGAUAACGUUCCUGAGCAAAUAUUUGUGUGAGAUAAGACAAACGGUUUAAACGCGCGUAGCGCAGCGCGGGGAGACGGUUCGCAGAUGUCGUUCAGACUCGAGACAGUUAUCGCAUUGUUAUUGCCGCAUUAUUGUACAUACAAGUAUAGUGCGAAUAAUUCACGACGAUGAUAAACUUAAUAAUUACCGACAUGGAAGUGUGGGAUAUAAGAUUUCCCACAUCAGAGAAAAAAGAUGGAAGUGAUGCAAUGCAUCCUGAUCCUGAUUAUUCCUGUACGUACGUAGUGCUCAAAACUAACCAACAACGUUAUAAAGGAUAUGGUCUUACGUUUACUCUAGGGAGAGGAAAUGAAAUUGUGGCGGAAGCAUGUCACUCCCUGUUCCCGUUAGUAAAAGGCCAUACUACAACAAAAAUUUAUAGUGGCUUUGGAAUCUUCUGGAGAAAGUUAACAAGCGAUUCGCAGUUGAGAUGGAUUGGACCCGAGAAAGGUGUCGUGCACCUAGCUACGGCAGCCAUCGUAAACGCAUUGUGGGACCUGUGGGCACGUAUCGAAGAUAAACCUGUAUGGAAGCUUCUGGUAGACAUGACACCGGACGAACUUGUCUCGACCAUGGAUUUCAGAUACAUUAGAGACACGGUGACUGAGGAGUACGUGAAAGGCAAGCUGAAACAAAACGAGCCGCGUAAAAAGGAACUUGAAGAGACGAUUCGGCAAACGGGAUAUCCGGCGUACACAACUCAGGCCGGAUGGUUGGGCUAUACCGACGAAAAAGUUGAAGAACUUUGUAGAAAAUCCGUUCAAGACGGUUUCAAAGGUUUCAAAUUGAAAGUAGGGAGGAAUCUGGCGGACGAUAUGAGAAGGUGCAAAAUAGUACGGGAAGUCAUAGGCUACGAGAACAAACUGAUGCUAGAUGCGAAUCAAGUUUGGGAUGUGGAUGAAGCGAUAACUUGGAUGGAAAUGUUAGCGAAAUAUUCUCCUUUCUGGAUAGAGGAACCGACGUCUCCCGAUGACGCUUUGGGACACGCCGAGAUACGAAAGAAGUUGAAAACUCACGAUAUCGGAAUAGCUAGUGGCGAAAUGUGCGCAAAUCGCAUUGUGUUCAAGCAAUUCCUGAAAUGUAACGGGAUGGACUUUUGUCAAGUCGAUGCAGCGAGGAUCGGCGGGGUUAACGAGCUCCUAGCUGUGUACUUUAUGGCAGAAAAGGCAGGAGUACCAGUUUGCCCGCAUACCGGUGGAGUAGGCCUGUCUGAGAUGAUUCUACACCUUCAGAUAUGGGACUACAUUUGCUUAAGUCAGACCGAUGAAAAUCGCAUGAUAGAAUAUGUAGAUCAACAGCAUGAGCACUUUCGAUAUCCUAACGAAGCAUCACACGGCGUGUACCAAGUGCCUAUGGCUCCUGGAUAUUCGACUGAACUAAAACAAGAGUCCAUUCAGGACUUUAUUUAUUCAACUAGUAACUCGUCUCAACGAUUCCAAGAUUUAAUGAUGCAAAAGAAGAUGAAGAAAAUUAAACGAGUUGAAACUUCACUAACAGAAAAAAAAGAAGAAAAACAAACGGAUGAAAAAAAAGAUGAAACAAAUUAAAUAAAUAAAUGAACCUAUAUAAAAUUCGUUUUCGUAAAAAUAAUGUGCAUGAAAGCAAUAUAUUUGUUUUAACAAGAGUUGUCAAAUGUAUCUACAUUGUUUACUAUCUAAUACGAAAACAAUCAUGUAACAAUCAUUUCUUAAUUUAGGAUCUGUUUCUGAUCAAUCUAAUAGAUCUUACAAUAAAUAUUAUUAUUUGUACAGUUAUUGAAUAAUAGUCCAUCAUCAUGUGCAAGC
This is a messenger RNA of Ooceraea biroi (clonal raider ant), 2284 nucleotides long. Its product is annotated as mitochondrial enolase superfamily member 1. Gene Ontology annotation, biological process: amino acid catabolic process; carbohydrate catabolic process. The record is from RefSeq and is a predicted model, not a curated record. Lineage: Eukaryota; Metazoa; Arthropoda; Insecta; Hymenoptera; Formicidae. Gene Ontology annotation, molecular function: L-fuconate dehydratase activity; magnesium ion binding.